UCGGCGUUCUUAAUGAACGUCUAAGAAAUAGGUGUCUAUGAACCCCAAAUUAGUGAAGGCUUGGAUAUCCAGUGUUUAUUGGUAUCUUCAAUAAGCAGAUACUUGCAGUAAAGUAUCCUACACUAGGAUUUGAUAGAUAUAUGUGCAUUUGUUAUUAGAUUGACAUAUCCGUUGACAUAUCCAACACUAAAAACGUUUUAAAACUACAGUCUUACGUUGGCCGUUCUGUAUACUGUUUAUUUAAACGAGGGGCAGAUCAGAACCACUUCGAUGUUCCUGUACAAUCUGACGCUGCAGCGGGCUACUGCGAUAACCGCUUCAUGUCAUGGGAACUUUUCUGGUCACAAGCAACAAGAGAUAGCUGUAGCGAAAGGGAAAAUUCUGGAAAUACUUAAGCCUGAUCCGAAUACCGGAAAAGUUCACACAGUUUACGCUACGGAUGUAUUUGGUGUAAUUCGCAGUCUCGCCGGGUUUAGGCUGACUGGAGGGAGUAAGGACUACCUUAUUGUCGGUUCAGAUUCAGGUCGCAUCUGUAUUCUCGAGUUCAACCCAACCAAAAAUGUCCUGGAAAAAGUUCAUAUGGAAACCUUUGGAAAAUCGGGAUGUCGGCGAAUUGUUCCAGGCCAGUAUCUUGCCUGUGAUCCCAAAGGGCGUGCCGUUAUGAUUGGUGCCGUGGAAAAACAGAAGCUUGUCUACAUCCUUAACCGAGACAGUAAUGCCCGUCUGACGAUAUCGUCACCAUUAGAGGCACAUAAAAGUAACACUUUGGUCUAUCAUAUGGUAGGCGUGGAUGUUGGAUUCGAAAAUCCGAUGUUUGCGUGCAUUGAGCUCGACUACGAAGAAGCUGACAAUGAUCAUACAGGGGAGGCUGCCAAAUCUACACAACAAACUCUUACGUUCUACGAGCUUGAUCUUGGUCUGAACCAUGUAGUCCGCAAGUACUCUGAAUCUCUUGAAGAGGCCAGUAAUUUUCUAAUUGCCGUGCCAGGAGGUUCAGAUGGACCGUCAGGUGUGCUCGUCUGCUCGGAAAACUUUAUAACAUAUAAAAAUUUUGGUGAUCAACCCGACAUCAGAUGCCCAAUUCCACGUCGUAGGAACGAUUUGGAUGAUCCAGAAAGGGGCAUGAUUUUUGUGUCUUCUACACAGCAUAAGACAAAGUCCAUGUUUUUUUUCUUGGCUCAAACUGAACAAGGCGAUAUAUUCAAGAUCACACUCGAGUGUGACGAGGAUAUGGUAACUGAAGUUAAAUUGAAAUACUUCGAUACACUUCCCGUUGCGCAAACAAUGCAUGUACUCAAAUCCGGAUUUCUCUUCGUUGCUUCGGAAUUCGCCAACCAUGCAUUAUAUCAAAUUGCGCACCUCGGUGAUAAUCAAGACGAACCGGAGUUCUCAUCGAGUAUUCCACUGGAAGAAGGAGACACAUUUUUUUUUGUACCACGUGAACUUAAGAACCUAGUGCUAGUCGAUGAAAUAGAUUCGUUGGCUCCGAUAAUGACUGCGCAGGUGGCUGAUCUCACAAAUGAAGAUACACCCCAGCUAUACGCUGCUUGUGGCAGGGGGCCACGAUCAUCAUUAAGAGUGCUUCGUCACGGUCUUGAAGUGAGCGAGAUGGCUGUUUCAGAGCUUCCCGGCAACCCAAAUGCUGUGUGGACUGUAAAAAGAAGAGUGGACGACGAUUACGACGCGUACAUCGUGGUGUCAUUCAUCAAUGCCACGUUGGUAUUGAGUAUUGGUGAAACCGUGGAAGAAGUAACGGACUCUGGAUUUCUCGGUACAACGCCAACACUGGCGUGUCAUCAAAUUGGUGAUGACGCUCUUGUUCAAAUCUAUCCAGAGGGAAUUCGACAUAUACGAGCUGAUCGGCGUGUGAAUGAAUGGCGUACUGCGGCCAAGAAGCAGAUUGUAAAGUGUGCUGUUAAUCAGCGUCAGGUGGUAAUCGCAUUGUCUGGUGGGGAACUCGUUUAUUUUGAAAUGGAUUCCGCAGGUCAGCUUAACGAGUACACAGAUCGCAAAGAAAUGAACGGUGAUGUUCUGUGUAUGGCGCUCGCAUCAGUGCCUGCAGGAGAACAGCGAACACGCUUCCUCGCUGUUGGGCUCGCUGAUGAAACGGUACGUGUAAUUUCCUUAGACCCAGCAAGCUGUCUGGCUCCUCUCUCUAUGCAGGCGUUGCCAGCAAAUCCGGAAUCAUUAGCAAUUGUUGAUAUGUCUAGCCACGACGAAGACAGUGAACUUUCCGCGCUAUACCUCAAUAUCGGUUUGCUAAACGGGACGCUACAUAGGACUGUUCUUGAUGCCGUUACCGGUGAUCUUUCGGACACACGGAUACGUUUCCUAGGCUCUCGUAGCGUUAAACUAUUCAAGGUGAAAAUGCAAGCGACCGAUGCAGUAUUAGCGAUGUCCUCUCGAUGUUGGCUAUCGUACUUAUUUCAAAACAGGUUUCAUUUAACGCCGCUUUCAUACGAUUCACUCGAAUACGCGUCAGGGUUUUGUUCAGAACAAUGUCCCGAAGGUAUCGUCGCCAUUGCAGGCAACACACUGCGUAUUCUUGCACUCGAAAAACUUGGCGCCGUGUUUAAUCAGGUCAGCAGUCCCCUUGAAAUGACACCAAGGAGGUUCGCCAUUGAUACCAAGGCGAGAAAGAUCAUUGUAAUUGAGACGGAACAUAACGCAUACAAUGAGCAAAUGAAAGAGAAGAGGAAGCAACAAGUUGCUGAGGAAAUGGUAGAAGCUGCCGGCGAAGAGGAGCAGGAAAUGGCCGCUGAAAUGGCUGCGGCAUUUCUUUCAGAAGAUCUUCCCGAGGCGACGUUUGGCGCACCACGUGCAGGAGCUAAUCUUUGGGCUUCACAAAUCCGGAUUAUCAAUCCUGCCGAUUUAUCAACAGUCUUUAAGCUUGCACUUGAGCAAAAUGAAGCUGCUGUCAGCUGCGCAUUGGUUCACUUCAGUGGAGGCAAAAAUGACGAGGGAACUCUUUUGGUGGGAGCGACCCGAGAACUACAGCUUAAUCCGCGAAUUGUAAAGAGCUCUUCGGUACGUGCUUACCGCGUCUCAGAUGACUGUACGUCGUUAGAACUUCUCCACACUACUCCUAUGGAUGACGUGCCCCAAGUCAUCUGCCCGUUUCAAGGGAGGGUUCUUAUUGGAGUUGGCAAGUGUCUUCGCAUAUACGACCUUGGGAAGAAAAAAUUGUUACGAAAAUGUGAGAACAAACACAUCCCCAACCUCAUUGUUACCAUAAAUGUUAUUGGAGACCGUAUAGUUGUCGGCGAUCGCGAGGAAAGCUUUUUCUUUGUCAGGUACCGUCGACAAGAAAAUCAGCUAAAUAUAUUUGCAGAUGACUUUUCUCCUCGAUGGACGACUGCGUCUUGCAUGGUCGACUAUAGAACGAUUGCCGGCGCUGAUAAGUUCGGCAACGUAGCUGUGCUAAGAUUGCCGAGUGAAGUAUCAGAUGAGGUGGACGAAGAUCCCACAGGAGUGCGAAGUCUCUGGGAUCGCGGAUGGCUAGGAGGGUCUGCUCAAAAAGCUGAGAUUGUUUGCGCCACCCACGUCGGUGAACUGGUUGUCUCAUUGCAGAAGACUGCGCUUAUCCCAGGCGGACCAGAGGCUAUCGUGUACACAACACUUGCGGGUGGAGUUGGUGCGCUUAUUCCUUUUAGCACAAAAGACGAGCACGAGUUUUUCCAGCAUCUUGAAAUGUAUAUGAGGACAGAACAUCCACCUCUCUGUGGACGAGAUCAUCUGUCGUUUCGAAGUUACUACUUUCCGGUAAAGAACAUAAUUGACGGGGAUCUGUGCGAGCAGUACAACUCAUUGGAUGCGGCCAAACAGAAGCAAAUAGCGGAAGACCUUGACAGGCAACCGCACGAAGUGGCCAAACAGCUUGAAGAUAUUAGAACCAGAUUUGCUUUCUAAAUUGUAUUUUGUAGAAGCUGUAUUAUUAUAUUGCCGAGAGAACAUGGUGAUUAAUUAUGUGAAUAUUCUGCGUUUUUCUUUAUUUUUUCAUGAAAUGCGAAUAAAAUAUUU
Messenger RNA from Varroa destructor (honeybee mite), 4020 nucleotides. RefSeq names its product splicing factor 3b subunit 3 (gene Sf3b3). The record is from RefSeq and is a predicted model, not a curated record. Gene Ontology annotation, cellular component: nucleus. NCBI's taxonomy places the organism in Eukaryota, Metazoa, Arthropoda, Arachnida, Mesostigmata, Varroidae. Gene Ontology annotation, molecular function: nucleic acid binding; protein binding.